UCAAGAUGGAGUUUGUGUAUUCUGCAUAUGAUGUAGAAAAGUGUGUUCAGUGGAUCCAGACGAAUACGUUAAAACAGGUAUGUCUACAAUUUCCAGAUAGUUUAUUACCAGAUUCUAUAGAAGUUGCACUACAUUUGGAAAAAAGUAUAGGACAGAAAGUAUAUAUCUUAGGGGAUACAACUUGUGGUAGCUGUUGCGUUGAUGAAAUUGCAGCUCAACAUAUUAAUGCAGAUGAACAUGUAUAUGAUAUAUUGAAACCUGUAUACAAACAUUUAAUUUUGUCUAAAUUAAAUUGUAUAUCAAACAUCGAAUAUAUUGAUGCAAAAACAACCAGUGCCUCAACUGUCUUAGGCAGAAACUAUACAUUAGAAAAUGGAUAUAACAUACAGGAUUACGAAGGGUUUUUUUUGGGAGAGGAAGGAAAAACUUUCUCAAUAUUAGCAAUGAGUAUACCUGUUAAAAGAUGGUAUUCUUUUGCAAAUCGUAAAAUUCGUGAAUUUGAAGCACUGAAUACACCCUGGCUAAGACGAAGAAGGUUUUUAGUAGAGAAGUUGAAGGAUGCCAAAGUUGUGGGAAUUGUAGUGGCUACAUUAGGCAUUAAAGAAUAUUUGACAGCUAUAAGCACAGUGAAAAAGAUUCUUAAACAAAAAAAUAAGAAAUCUUACAUUCUUAGCGUAGGAAAAAUUAAUCCUGCUAAACUUGCAAAUUUUCCAGAAAUUGAUGCUUUUGUUGUAAUAGCUUGCCCAGAGAACGAAGUAUUUGACUCGAGGGAUUUUUUAAAACCCAUGCUUACGCCAUACGAAGUUGAAUUGGCAUUUAAUACUGCAAGGGAGUUUUGCCUGCAAUAUUUUAUGGACUUUCGGCAGAUAUUGCCUGGUGGCUCUCAUUAUAUCAAUUUUAAGUCAUCAACUGACUCGGACAUUUCCCUUAUUAAUAGCAGUAUCAGAAACUGUGAGGAUGAUACUUCAUGUACAGAUCAAAUGAAUGCUUUGACAAUUCGUUCAUCAGGUACUAUUGCCAUUGGUAAGGCUGGAGCUCAAUAUUUACAAGAGAGAUCCUGGAAGGGUAUUGAACAAAGAUUAGGUGAAGAUCUUGUGCAACCAGCAGAAAUCGGUCGCACGGGAUUAGCAUGGGAGUAUACCAAUGAAUCUUUAAAAAUAAAUAAACAUAAUAUAUAAAUGGAAUAAAUAUAAUAUUUCUAAAAAUGUGCUAAAAAA
Molecule: messenger RNA, 1217 nt
Organism: Cataglyphis hispanica
Lineage: Eukaryota; Metazoa; Arthropoda; Insecta; Hymenoptera; Formicidae
Gene: Dph2
Product: 2-(3-amino-3-carboxypropyl)histidine synthase subunit 2
Exons: 5
Coding region: 6-1178 (390 amino acids)
Biological process (GO): protein histidyl modification to diphthamide
Molecular function (GO): 2-(3-amino-3-carboxypropyl)histidine synthase activity
Source: RefSeq, a predicted model, not a curated record